Messenger RNA from Drosophila subpulchrella, 3611 nucleotides. RefSeq names its product transcription factor collier (gene kn). Bases 240 to 1970 code for a protein of 576 amino acids. The transcript is spliced from 12 exons. NCBI's taxonomy places the organism in Eukaryota, Metazoa, Arthropoda, Insecta, Diptera, Drosophilidae. Gene Ontology annotation, molecular function: DNA-binding transcription factor activity, RNA polymerase II-specific; RNA polymerase II cis-regulatory region sequence-specific DNA binding. Gene Ontology annotation, biological process: regulation of transcription by RNA polymerase II. The record is from RefSeq and is a predicted model, not a curated record.
AAAAUUACAACGCCUUCAAAACGGCAGCCACCAUUUCCAGCGCAGGAUUAGGAAGCCUAGGAGGAGACGUCGCCGCGUACGCUGAUCUCCACCAGCACUCGCACUCGCACUCCCACCAUCCGCAUCCGAAUCCGCAUCCUCAUACCCACAGCUUCGCCACCGACGGCUUCAAGCUGCGUUCCGAGGAGCCGGUGCCGGGCUUCAGCUCGGCCUCCCCCUGGCCCACCCUGGAGCUGGGCAUGGAGUGGGGCCGGAAGCUGUACCCCAGUGCCGUUUCCGGUCCGCGAUCCGCCGGCGGCCUGAUGUUCGGCCUGCCGCCCACCGCCGCCGUUGACAUGAACCAGCCGCGCGGACCGAUGACCUCGCUGAAGGAGGAGCCGCUGGGCAGCCGGUGGGCCAUGCAGCCAGUGGUCGACCAGAGCAAUUUGGGCAUCGGCCGCGCCCACUUCGAAAAGCAGCCGCCCAGCAAUUUGCGCAAGUCGAACUUCUUCCACUUCGUGAUCGCCUUAUACGAUCGAGCCGGCCAGCCCAUCGAGAUCGAGCGGACGGCCUUCAUAGGGUUCAUCGAGAAGGACUCGGAAUCGGAUGCCACCAAGACGAACAAUGGCAUUCAGUACCGGCUGCAGCUUCUCUAUGCUAAUGGAGCUCGCCAGGAACAGGACAUAUUCGUGCGCCUCAUCGAUUCGGUGACCAAGCAGGCCAUCAUAUAUGAGGGUCAGGACAAGAAUCCCGAAAUGUGUCGAGUGCUUCUAACGCACGAGGUGAUGUGCAGCCGCUGCUGUGAUAAGAAGAGCUGUGGUAACCGCAACGAGACGCCAUCGGACCCCGUCAUUAUUGAUCGCUUCUUCCUAAAGUUCUUCUUGAAGUGUAAUCAAAACUGUCUGAAAAACGCCGGCAACCCGCGGGACAUGCGCAGAUUUCAGGUGGUAAUUUCCACGCAGGUGGCCGUGGAUGGACCACUUUUGGCCAUCUCCGACAACAUGUUCGUGCACAACAACUCGAAGCACGGGCGGAGGGCCAAGCGGCUGGACACCACGGAAGGUACAGGCAACCAAUCCCUGUCCAUUUCCGGUCACCCCCUAGCGCCCGACAGUACCUACGAUGGUCUCUAUCCACCACUACCCGUGGCCACGCCCUGCAUCAAGGCGAUCUCGCCCAGUGAGGGCUGGACAACUGGUGGCGCCACCGUGAUCAUCGUGGGCGACAACUUCUUCGAUGGCCUGCAGGUGGUUUUCGGCACCAUGCUGGUCUGGAGCGAGCUGAUCACCUCGCAUGCGAUCCGGGUACAGACCCCACCGAGACACAUUCCCGGCGUGGUGGAGGUGACGCUAUCCUACAAGAGCAAACAGUUCUGCAAGGGAUCGCCCGGUCGCUUCGUCUAUGUCUCAGCUCUCAACGAACCCACAAUCGACUAUGGUUUCCAGCGCCUGCAGAAGCUCAUUCCCCGGCAUCCCGGCGAUCCCGAGAAGCUGCAAAAAGAGAUAAUCCUCAAGCGAGCUGCCGACUUGGUCGAGGCGUUGUAUUCCAUGCCCAGCAGAUCCCCGGGCGGAUCGACGGGCUUUAACUCGUACGCCGGUCAACUGGCGGUCAGUGUGCAGGACGGAUCCGGCCAGUGGACCGAGGACGAUUACCAGCGGGCCCAGUCGAGCAGCGUGAGUCCACGUGGCGGCUACUGCAGCAGCGCCUCCACGCCCCACAGCUCGGGAGGAUCGUAUGGAACCACGGCGGCCAGCGCAGCGGUGGCGGCCACGGCAAAUGGCUACGCACCUGCUCCCAACAUGGGCACACUCUCCUCCUCGCCCGGCAGCGUCUUCAACUCAACGUCAAUGUCCGCCGUGUCGUCGACGUGGCAUCAGGCGUUCGUGCAGCACCACCACGCGGCAACGGCCCACCCGCACCACCACUACCCACAUCCCCACCAGCCGUGGCACAAUCCAGCCGUGUCAGCAGCCACGGCGGCGGCCGUUUAAGCGCUUCCCGGACUCUAAUUCCAAUGCCAGCCCGGAGGAGCUGAACGGAGGAUGAGGAUGACCCAGGAUGAGCCGGACUUUGGGGCAGAGUAACGACAUUUUGUUGAAAUUAAAUGCUUCACGCCCAACACCACCCACAAAUCCACACGAAAACGCACACACGGACACACCAGACACCAUCUAUCAAUCCGCAUCUGCAAGGACGCCCACAAAUUUCGAUGUGUGUGGGUGGUCGGUUGUGUGAAUGGGUCUACAAAAGCAAAUCUGAGCAUUCAAAACACACUUCUACCAUCAACAAACACCACAGACAACACACGAUUAACGGGGUCAGCAGCCUGAGUUUCAAUCCCUUCGCCCUGCCCACCUGCAACACACAGGGCUAUAGCACCCAACUGGUGACGUCAACCAAAUAAUAUUACUACUAAAUGAGGCUAUUGGCAGGCCCCAAAUCCCCUCUCGGAGUCGCAGAUACCACGCCAAUCACAAGAAGCUCGAAAGUGCAAUAAACAAAUGAAAAUGGUUCCAAAAUUCAAAAAUCGAUUAAUAUAGUUGUACAUUUUUUGAUUGAAUCCCGUUUUAAAUUUAAUUGCAAUACGCCUCGGUAAUAGAUUUAUACAAAUACGCAUAGAAUACCAUAUCAAAAUAAUGGAAAACAUAUGAAAAGGGAAGGCAUAUCAUGCAGGGUCUCAAGAACCCACAAGUUUCGAUCGGGCAAAUAUAAUUUUAACAUAGCUUGACUAAACACACAUUUUGUAAAUAUUUAUCCCAAUAAAUAAAUAAAACUUAAUAUUAAUCGGAACUGUGAAUAGAGGAAAUUAUACCAAUUAUAUACCCAUGAUGAUCAGUACUAAUACGAAUCAAGAUAUACCAAAACAGAUACAAUUUGAACGAACCUUUGGACAUAACUAAAUGCUUGUAUACGACACUUUCUUGGAUUAAUAUCGAAAAAAACAAAAAUAUAGUCUUGAAAAUACACUCUGCCAACUGAGAGAACCGAAAUCAAAAUGUUAUAUACCUACAUAGAUAUACAGCCACAUUUAAGGUGACAUUUGCAGCAUAUCUAAGCGUAAUAUUACAAAUUUAUACCAAACUUUUGGCAAACAUAUCGUGCACUUAGUCCUAAUAUCCAUCUCACGCGAAUCCACACACAUCACGUACUCGAACAUAUUUGUAUAAUGCCCAUCAUAUCCACAAAUCGAAAUUCAUUUUGAGCGAGCAACUCCCUAUCAACACCAAAUCAUCAUAAGAUAUAUACAUUUCGCUAUUCAAGUCAGAGUGUUUGAUAAACUACCGAUUUGUUGACUAGAAUCUAAGCUAUGCAAACGAUAUCUGGGGGUGCAUAUACUAUAUAAAUAGGAUUAAGUUUAUUGUUUAUUGCUCGAUUUGUAGGAGUUUUACUGUAAUUUGUAUUCGUAUUGUAUGAUAAUAUAUUCUUGCACUCCUAGAUCUACAAAAUAACAAAAGAAACCGAUACGAUAGUGAAGCAUAUCUAUAAGAACCGCAUAAAAAGCAGAACUUAGCCGCAAAAUCGAUUUGUAAAUUACAAUACAAUAAUUUAUAAUAACAAUCUAGCAACGCUCUCUGUUUUGUAAAUCUUAACAAGUUAUUUAAAUAAAAUUUAUUUAAAAUAAACGUAAUACA